UGGCGAGUGCAGCUCCGUGCGCCGCCCCGCUCCUGCUCCGCCGCCGGACUCUGAGUAAAUACAUUCAGCCAUAAUAGGCCUUUUGUCAUAAGCAGGGGAGAGAAAAACGCGAUUUACGACGGAGAUAAAUAAUUGAAAAAAAAUGCGGCUGUCCGACUGCGCAUCCCUGGGAGUGAACAGAGAAAUGCUGCGCCAGUGUCCCGGCUGACAGACGGAGCCGAUCUUCCCCCCCAACAGAAGCUCUCCCCGAGCCGCCCUCCCCUCCUUCCCUCCCUCCCUCCUGUCAUCGGGCUACACAAUAUCGCUGCCAAAAAUCAUCGUUUUCAAACAUGCGUGCAGGGAGACAGAAUAAAAGUUGUGUGUUGGCCAAUGCGCCCCUGCGUCGGUCCCAUCCUGCAGCAGCAGCAGCAGCAGCAGCAGCAGCAUGUCCCGUCGGAAACAGAAACGACCCCAGCAGCUUAUGAGCCUGACCCUCGGUGCCUGUCGGAUACUUGAACAUGAUGACAACUUGGCAGUGAAGUCAGACUCCCUUCCAAAUAACGUGGAUUCUCCGUUGUGUUCUCCAUCUUCUUCUACUCAAAGAUCCCAGCUGCCUUCUGCUCUUUGUUCAUCUUUCAAGGGCUCUCAGGCCUCCUCUCGACCCACUAAAGGUUCGCCGCCACCUUGUUCACCCAGACAACCUCCCCAGCCACCCCUCAAAGAUCUACAGCCUUCCGUCUCUCCUGACUUCCCUCCCUCUUCCCAAACGCAGCGUCCACUUGCCCUUCAACUAUCCGGUUGGAAUUCCACAUCUUUUCCAAGUACCCUCAACCACCCCUCCCGAGGUGCACACAUGGCCUCUCCCAAGUUGGGGCUGUCAGCCACCACCACCACCUCUUCCUCCUCCUCAUCUUCCUCUGCCUCCCUAUGUCCUCCGCCACACCCUGGAAGCCCCAGUCGUGUUCCAGAGGGCCCCCCAAGUCCCGUUACUCCCACCCCCAGCCCAGGAGUCACAUCUGCCUCAGCUGCACCCUCCAGGACCCAGCUGAGCAUCGCCCUGAUCCUGGAGGAGCUCCGGGUGCUGCAGCAAAGGCAGAUCCACCAGAUGCAGAUAACAGAGGAGAUCUGUAGACAGGUGUUACGUCUCGGUGGAGCCUCCUACAGCAUAGAUGCACCGUCCCAGCAUCUCCUGCCUCCCCUGCCUCAGCUCUGCCUGGAGAGUAGUAAAAGAGCAUCCAGCCCAGUAACCCAGCCGAGUGCACCUCAGCCUUCCACCUCUGUUGCUCCUCUUCUGGCAUGUUUCUCUUCCCUGCUCCCCUCUCAAGCAGUCAAUAAACCCUCACAGUCUGGCAGCUCCUUGUCUCAAAUCCUCCAGCCUCACAAGCCACAGCUGGAAGGAACAGGAGGGACCGCAGGAGCUCAUGGUUAUCUGAGAGGGAGUUCUCAAUCCUCGGCUCCCUCCACCUCUUCCUCUGCUGCCAUCUCCAUGGCUUCCUCCACCUAUCCGCUAGCCCUAUCUUUAGCUCUACCCAAUCGCUAUCUUCAUGAGAAAUCUUCAAAUACCAGUUCAGUGAGUGGGCACAGUGGCUUGUCUUUCCUUAACUCAUCCCUCCCCACAUCAGUAUCUAUUGUCUCAAACUCACCACAUGCUCUGCAGUCUGUCUCUGGAGGAGGAGACUCUUCAUCUGCAUCCAGCUCCAAUGCUACUGGCCGUCUCCAGCAUGGCUGUCGCUUUUGUGGAAAAAUGUUCAGCAGUGAUUCUGCUCUGCAGAUACAUCUCCGCUCUCACACUGGAGAACGACCCUAUCAGUGUCCAGUCUGCCUCAGCCGCUUCACCACACGGGGCAACCUCAAAGUGCACUUCCUUCGCCACCGUGAACAAAAUCCAGAGCUCUCACUCUCACUUCUGCCACCAUCUUUGUUUGGAGUAGCAUUAGGAGCCACUGGAGGAUCAGAUAUGGGACAGACAAUGAGCAGUGGUAGCAGUACUGGCAGCAUGAGUAUGAUACAGAAGAAGAGAAAAAGCAGGGCCGAGGAUGAAACAUGUGGAGAUAAUUUGGAGGCCAGUGGCACGAGCACUGGGCUUUCUCUGGGGGCCUCUGGAGGAUCUGCACCAUCUACACUACCGUUGCCUCCUAGUGUAGAUCUGGCUUUAAUUUCCCAUUCUCUCCUGCAGCUCAAUAGGGCUGCAGCUGUAGCAGCUGCAGCUUCUAUUGCAUCUGGCUCAUCCCACGCAUCCUCCUCUUCAUCCUCCACCUCUUCUCUGGCUACCUCCCUCCUCUCAAACCCUUCCCUGUCUUCAUCUUCCACCAUCACUGGGUUGUUUAAAGGUGCCAAGCAGCAGCACUUUGAUGAAAACACUCCCCCUCAUGCCCCAAUGCUUUCUCCUGCAGCUUACUCCCAGCUAGCUCACCUGCCUAAAAUUCUUUUCCCAUCUGUCUCUACUUCAUCCUCUACCCCAGCUGCACAUUCAUCCCUCUACAACCAUCCAGCCUUAGGCUUGCUACGCACUGCGCUACCCUCUACACCAGGCUCCCACCAACUUGCUUCUUCCAGUCAUUCCCAACUCUCAUUCCCUUUUUCUUCCUUUCCUAAAGUCCCAGUUCCAUCCACCACCACCACGUCAUCCUCCCUGCCUUCCUCAAUAGCUACCCCAACUCCUACAUCUGAAACCUCCAAGCUGCAGAGGCUGGUGGAGAAACUAGAGAAGGCCCCUCCCUGCUCCCCCUCUCCAUGGACUUCUUCCUCUACUUCCACUUCAGUGCUGGAGAGUUUAUCUAGCAGUAACACUACCUCCCUAGCAUUGUCUGCCAACAGUUGUUUCACAAAUGCCAGCACUUCUACUACAUAUGUCAUGGCAUCCCCACAGUCCUCAAGUCUUGUCACCACUUCUGUUUCAAACUUCACCCGUGAGAUGGUUGCUGCCCUUGGCAUGAGUGCAAAUGGAGCAAGUGCCAUGGCAGGGGUCAUGCUACCAUCGCUCAGCAUCACAGGUCCAGCUGCUAACCUGACAAACAAUCAGUGUGGGGUGUGUCUUCGGGUGCUGAGUUGUCCCAGAGCACUGCGGCUGCACCAGGCCACGCACCUCGGAGAACGUCCUUUUCCAUGUAAGAUAUGUGGACGAUCCUUCUCGACAAAAGGCAGCCUGCGGUCACAUCUCGCCACUCAUCAUGCCCGACCACCCAAUGCACGUGUCCAAAACUCUUGCCCGCUGUGCCAGCGCAAGUUCACUAAUGCCCUGGUGCUUCAGCACCACAUCCGAAUGCACCUUGGUGGACAGUUGCCCCCAGAUGGCUCAGAGGGUUCUGCACAUGAGAUGCCAACUGAAUCUGAUGCCAAACCUUUGCUACAAUCUCAGUCUCAGUCCACUGACCCAAACACUGUGUCUAGUAAAACGCCUCCUCUAGCCGGCCACACUAAGAGUCCAGCGCCAAGCUCACAGUUUCAGUCUCCAGCAGUUGGGUCCAUCCAUGUCUCUGGCAGUAUGAAAUCAGCUGAUUUCACUAAAAAUCUCAACAAGUCUCCAUCCUGCAGCCCAGACCACAUACCCCCCUCUGACCUUAGCCCUGACCCCUUCAUGAAUCCCACCACACAAACUCCACCACCAGGCAGUGCAGACCCCCCUGUCCUUUGUGUCAGUGUCCCCUUACCUGUCUCCCAGCAGACAGAUCAAGCUUCCCCAACUGCUGAAGACAACCAAGUUCAACAACAAGCCCCUGCUGAUGUCCAUCUUCCUACAUCUACCCCUUCACCACUUCCCUCCAGUGUUACCAAAGCCACAGUUUCGCCUACUUCUCUGGUAGGGGACUGUGGUGAGGGUGAAGCAUCUACCUCCUCUGAUGCCUUCCUUGGCUCUAAAUCAAACCUGGAGGAAUCACAAGGCACACCUGCUCUCGGUGCUCCCUUUGCUUACACCUGUCCCACCCCAAGUCAAGAUGUUUCUGAUGCUAAUGCUACGGCAACCUUGGAAUCAGACUCAAUCUCCGCAAGGCCUCAGUCACCAGAACCUGUGGAAGAAGACAAAGCUCAGUCUCCUCCACCUGCAUCACCAAAGCAAGACCAAGCAACUGUGCCUGACGAGGACCCCAAAAUGACGGCAACUUUGGAAACUACAGACACUACAGGUGCUGAAGUGAGUGGUGGACCACAGAGAGGAGCCGGUUUUGUAAGGGAGACACGUCAGAGCUUCAAUUUUGGUUCUUAUGGGCGAGAGGAUCGGGGGGAAGGCGUUAAGAUCAGUGGGUUGGCUCCAAGUGAAGCACUGGAUGCUUCCGUUCCCAUCAGCCUCGCUCCAACGCUCCCAUCUCCGAUGUCUCGUCCCGAGAAGAAAACCUACUGCUGUGCUGAGUGUGGAAAAGAGUAUGCAAGUCGCAGCGGACUGAAGGGGCACAUGAAACACCAUGGUGUGGUAACCAAAACAUCACGCCCACCAGCCCGGAGUAGCCGUUCUUCCGCUGACCAGCUUCCCUCUUCUACAUCCAUGACUUCCUUAAACAUUCCAGCCACCAGGAGCUCAGCGGGCUUCUGGAACCAGUACCAAGCCUUCCUCAACACCAGUACUGAGCCAACCGAUGACCCGACCACCGCAGGCCGAGGAGAAAAUGAGUCGGCAAAAUCACCCGGUCAAUCGCAGGUGGAUCCGAGGGCCUCUGAGGAAGCCGAGGACGAGUGCGAUGAAGGGUCAUAACUAGAGUCCGCCUGAUUGGCUGGAAAAAUGUUCUGGUGUUUUCAAUCAUUGCUUACCUGUUGGUGAAACUGUAUGGACAUUUACAUAGUACUGCUUCCUUAACACAUUUCAGGUAGCCUGUCAGUUUGAUAGUCAGAGUAAUAUGUCUGUAUGUAAAAGUUGUGAGUCAAUCAGCUUGGUCCUGUUGUGUUAAAAAAGAGACAACUAUUGUACAAAUAAAUAUAAAAGAUAUUCAAGGAGUUACAAUAUGAGUGACACUAUCUUUAACUGGCUGAAGUUCUAAACAGACUGAAGCACAUUCGAAUAGAAAAAAAAAAUCUAUGUUUGGAUAUGAGGAAAAAAAGUAUCCCUGUUGUAUCAGUGUUUCAUAGCAGACCAGGGUCAAAUAAUUCAUAGUGUUAGUUUUAACUCACCAACUAGCCCAGAUGGGUACGGUUUAUCAUUUUGAACAAAGCUGACGUGAUCAGGAUCAGUCACCAGAAAGUACAAUAAAAGAACUAGCUUAAAUACUUGUAUGUCAUUUUGUAAACAUUUUAUGACUGUUGUGCCAUGUACCAAAUCUCAUCCAACUGGCACCAAAGGAGACUCAAGCUAACCAAAAGAAAUUAUUUGGCAAAUGCUACAACCUAGAACACUCUUUCUAAUGAUAUGAAAGAGAAAAUCGGGUGAGUGUGACUAAAUUUUGCAUUGUAAGCGCAAACAAGGCCAACCAUAUGAAUGUGUUAUGAGGAGGGAUGGUUAAGUCUCUUGUCCUCAUCCUGUGGUUCUGAAAACUACUCACUCAUGUCAUUGUGGUUUCUAUUUUAAUAUUGUCCUGUCAAACCAGAAGCACACUUGCAGUGUUUGUGAGCCCAGCGAGGACAUGAUCUUUUGUGUGAUGUUUGCCCUUCAGCUUUGUGAAUAUUAUGACUGUUGUUUGGUCCAAAAGUAAUAUCUGUACCACAUUUUCAGUUACUAAAGUUACUAAAACUUUAAGUUUCUAUCUAUAUAUCAGAAGUCUAUGUCUGUUUGUUGUAAGCUGUACUUUCAAUAUAUCCACAUUAAAAACCAGUUUGGGAAGAAA
Messenger RNA from Amphiprion ocellaris (clown anemonefish), 5729 nucleotides. It is a transcript of the gene sall2, whose product is annotated as spalt-like transcription factor 2. The transcript is spliced from 4 exons. Gene Ontology annotation, molecular function: DNA-binding transcription factor activity, RNA polymerase II-specific; RNA polymerase II cis-regulatory region sequence-specific DNA binding. Gene Ontology annotation, cellular component: nucleus. The record is from RefSeq and is a predicted model, not a curated record. NCBI's taxonomy places the organism in Eukaryota, Metazoa, Chordata, Actinopteri, Pomacentridae. Gene Ontology annotation, biological process: regulation of transcription by RNA polymerase II. The coding region runs from base 425 to 4666 and encodes 1413 amino acids.